CUACCUCUAUGACCCCGAGCACGCGCACCAGAGACAAUUCGGUCUGACUCGGUAAUUUGUAUGUGUUGUAAACUUGAAACACCCCGGGUGCAUUGAGCUUAUCGCCAAUCAUUUUACCACAGAUUAAUCUUGCACGCCGGCCCCGGGUUCCAUUCGUCGAAUAUUGGAAAUGAGAAAUCCUGGCCACGUUCCGCCAACCUGUCUGCACAUGACGCAGAGAGGGGACUACUUAAAGGCGGAUUAACGCUGGCAAGACAUUAAAUCCAACCUCCCUGCAUCCAAACACAGCGCGCGACUCAUCAGUCUGAUCUUAAGAUCGACAAUAGGAGGGUUUAUUGUAAUCAGCCUUUCGGACUCCCCAAGACAACGAGAAAGUGACAGCGUCACGCGAGCGCUCGGGCAAACGCACAGAACCCUAUUCGCACGACGCGCGAGAGAGGAGGGCAGGACAGCUGCGGGCUCAUGAUCAAUGCAUUUGUCAGUUAACCUCCGAGCCUCUGGAGAGUGACAACGACCAAAAACCCAAGGAAAUAUUUUCCACAUAUUCGGCAGGAGUUCGUGCAGUGUGCCGUGGACUCUCGCCUCCUCCGGAUGAACAACAAUGGGGGAAUGGACCAUACUAGAGAGGCUCCUGGAGGCUGCUGUCCAGCAGCACUCUACUAUGAUAGGAAGGAUCCUACUAACUGUGGUGGUGAUCUUCCGGAUUCUAAUCGUAGCAAUAGUUGGAGAGACGGUCUAUGAUGAUGAGCAAACCAUGUUUGUUUGUAAUACCUUACAACCUGGCUGCAACCAGGCUUGCUACGACAAGGCAUUCCCAAUUUCACACAUUAGAUUUUGGGUUUUCCAGAUCAUAAUGGUUUGCACCCCGAGUCUUUGUUUUAUCACAUACUCGGUGCAUCAGUCAGCGAAACAGAAGGAGCGACGGUACUCCACCGUCUUUCUGUCCCUGGAUAAGGAUCAAGAUUCAAUGAAACGAGAUGAUAGCAAAAAGAUUAAAAACACCAUUGUGAAUGGAGUACUUCAGAACACAGAGAACUCCACCAAAGAAGCCGAACCCGACUGUUUGGAAGUCAAAGAGAUCCCCAAUUCCGCCAUGAGAACUACUGGGAAGUCUAAAAAGAGUCGGCAAGAGGGUAUCUCGAGAUUUUACAUAAUUCAAGUGGUUUUCAGAAACGCGCUGGAAAUAGGGUUUUUAGUGGGUCAAUAUUUCUUGUAUGGAUUCAACGUCCCGUCGGUGUACGAGUGUGAUCGAUACCCAUGUAUAAAAGAUGUAGAGUGUUAUGUUUCCAGACCAACAGAGAAGACCGUGUUUCUAGUCUUCAUGUUCGCGGUCAGUGGUUUUUGUGUGUUGCUGAAUCUGGCAGAACUCAAUCAUUUGGGGUGGAAGAAAAUCAAAACGGCGGUGCGAGGAGUGCAGGCGAGGCGGAAGUCCAUUUAUGAAAUCAGAAAUAAGGACUUGCCUAGAAUGAGUGUGCCUAAUUUCGGUCGCACUCAAUCCAGUGACUCUGCUUAUGUGUAGCACAUGGAGAGACUUCCCGAAUGGACAAUGUGAGAUGUGUAAAGAUUAAAUCAAGAUGAACCCAGGAUGUACAGCUCCUCACACCACAUCCGUUUCAUGACUUAAACGAGUGGGCAGAUUUUUUUAUUUGUUUGUCUUUUAUGGACUCCAAUGGCAAGCCUGGAUUCCACGUUUGUUGACUUAUUACAUUGCACUGAUUCAACUUUGUAGUAGCGUUUAUACUCUGUAAAGCGCUACAUUUAGAUCAUGUCGACGUGUUCACGCAUUCACUCUUUGUGGGCUGAUCUACUGUACUUGAAGAGUGUAAAUGCAAAUUCCACUAAGAGGUGAACACCGGGGAGCCAAAUCUAACCCGAUACGUGCUAUUGACAGUGUUUUAAAAACAGUUUCAAACAGAUUUUUGACAACAACCUAUUUAAGAAACACAAUACACCGGUUGACUAUGUGUUCGAAGGAAAAUCUAUUCUCCAGAUGUAUAUAAGCAUAUGGAUAAAUAUAUAAAUCAAUUCUAGCUAGAUUGACCUAGUUGAAAUACAUUAGCAUCAUUCGUGUUUUUUGUUGCCUGUGUUCGCACCACUGACCUUAACGUAUGUAAUCAUUCCAUUGCUAUAUGGCUGACUUGCAAAACAGUAUCUGGUGGAUUUGCUGCAAACGCUAACGUCUGUGACUUCCUUAAUUUAUAAUACACCAAAGCGCCCACUGCUUUUAUUUGUGAAAAGUGUUUUCUUGCUUUUGUGUAAUCAAGUGCCAUACUUGUACAUAAACAUAUAUGUAUAUAUAUAUGUAUAUAU
Salvelinus fontinalis (brook trout) is the source of this 2310-nucleotide messenger RNA. RefSeq names its product gap junction delta-2 protein. Lineage: Eukaryota; Metazoa; Chordata; Actinopteri; Salmoniformes; Salmonidae. The transcript is spliced from 2 exons. Gene Ontology annotation, cellular component: connexin complex. Gene Ontology annotation, biological process: cell communication. The coding region runs from base 602 to 1519 and encodes 305 amino acids. The record is from RefSeq and is a predicted model, not a curated record.